AUAAAGCAACACGAAAUCUGCAUCCAAAUAAACAAAUUGUUUUUAAUGUUAUAUUAGCCUAAUAAGGGUCAUUACACUUAUUAUUAGCAAAGGCAGUGUUGACUAAACCCAAUUUUCUAAGUAUCGAAAACGCUGUGCAACACUGGUUUAACGAUUAUAAGCAAACCGUGAAAAAAUAUUCUUGGUGCGGGUCCAAUUGGUCUGAAAACAAAUAAAAACAAAAAUACAGAGCAAACAAGACAAUCUUUGAGUGUUAAUUUAUCAGUGCUUGGUCGGGGAACUCAAAAUCAUUCUGUGCGUCACCGUGCCGCGCGUCCAAAAAGGGAGGGGACAAAGUAAGCCCCACACAUAUGUACACACAUUUAUCUAAGAGCCAUCCAAGUGAUAUGUAUCCAAAGGAAUCCUAUGGCCAUAUUUGCAAGCAGAUAUGAACGAAAAUUGCCAAUUGAUGACACCCAAACGCUGAGCUGCGAGAUAACCGCAGUCGAGGAGGUCGACGGACAUACGGAAUACCUGCUGCGCGUGUGGAGGGGCACCAGCAGGGAGAACUCGUGGAACGUUUUGCGCCGCUACAAUGACUUCGACCGGCUGGACAAAUGUCUCCGCAUCUCGGGCAUCGAGCUGCCGCUGCCUCGCAAGCGCAUCUUUGGUAACAUGCGCCCGGAUUUCGUAGCUGAACGGAAGCAAGCCCUGCAAGUGUACAUAAACGCCGUACUAAUGAAUCCAAUACUGGCCUCAUCGCUGCCAGCCAAGCGCUUUGUCGAUCCCGAGAGUUACUCGCAGUCGUUUUACGACCAUGCAGUGCAAAACGCCGCGCUCUGCCUGCGAUCAGAUGCGGCAUGGGCCCUGGGUGGAACCAUGGGCGCCAUAGGCUGGCGCCUCAGGAAGCACUACUUCAAGGUGACGCCCAAGCCACCGGAAAAGAGCAGCAGCCACAAACAGCUGGUCAAGAGCGGCUCCCAGACGCACCAGAGCAAGCAUUUCGCCUCCGGUAGCAGCAGCAAUGGCAGCGGUCACUCGAUCGACGCCGGCACCCUUGAUCCUGGGUCAGAGGUAGUGGCCGAAUGGUUGGAAUACGGGCCAGACAAGUUCGUCGACGAGAAGGAAAUCAGUGGGAUACUAAAGAGCUUGAUGGGUCUGCAGCAUCCGCACAUCGAGCCCGUCAUUUUUGCUGGCCACACGGAAAGCGGUUGCCUUGUCAUUAGAAAAUUCCACAAGCAUGGCACCUUGAAGGAUGUGCUGUGCAUGGCUACGCCAAAGAAUCCCUUCCUUAGCAAGUACGGAAAUCCGAAGGGACGCACCGCACUUUCCAUGAAACAGGUGGCCACUUAUGGCAAGCAGAUCCUAGAGGCUCUCAUAUUUUUGCAUUCCAAGGGGUACGCCUAUGGUCACCUUCAUUCCGGAAACAUAGUCAUAGUGGACGAUUGCGUGAAGCUUUUGGACAUUGAGAACUACCUUGUGGGCGUCCCUGCAUUCUACAGACCAUUCUUUGUGCAGCACAGUAAGAUCCAUGCCAUGGAGACGGUGGAUGUCUACUGCUUCGGGCACGUUCUGUUCGAAAUGACCAUGGGCUAUCCGCUGCAGGAGUCCGUUGUGCGACAAAUUACGGAAUGUCCAGAGGCCUUAAAAUGCCUGCUGGAGAGCAUUUUGUCCAAGGAGGCCUGCAAGGCCGGCCUUCCCACACUGGAGCAGCUGUUGGGCCACAGGUUCUUCACGCAAUACGCUUCAACUGAAGGCGCUUGCGCCGCUGCAGCCGCCAAUGCGGAGAAGCCAUACUUUAAGCUGUCCCUGAACGCCAAGGAGCUGCUGAAGCAGGCGGCCAUCAAGAGCGAGAAUCGUUUGCGGGACGAGCAGAAGUCUGUGAAGAACCAGAAGCGUAUCGUGCGCGUCCAAGAGCUGAUGAGCUCCGAGGAGGAGAAACGCAAGUCCAAGCAGAAAGCAAAACUAGAGCACAAACAGUCGAAGCUAAAGCAGCAAGUAUCACUCCAAACAAACAAUGGACGCUUGUCGCUUGUGGCUGCGACUGCAUCAGCAGCAACAGCAGCUUCCUCCUCCAGCACGGUCCUGGGUGUGGGGUUAAGUGCGGCCGACUCCUUCAACCGCUCCGACAGCACUCCCGAGGAGCCCACACUGGCCGGCCUCAAAUCCCCACCGCUUACUCCGGCUCCGCUGGCGGGUGGCGCACCCGUUGAGCGGCAAUCUUCCACGCCAAACAUGCUGGCCGAGGACGCGGAGGCCGGUGAUGGAGAUGGCGAGGGCGACGAGCUGACCCGUUCGGCAUUGCUGGAGUCCAUCUGCAAGUUUAACCGCGGAUCGCUGCGCAAGGUGCGCUCCAACGACUAAGAGAUUUAUAAACGUUAAAAACUUUUCGGACCAAAUGUGGCGUUAUGAAAUAACACGGUGCCAUCAGUAAAAACAAAAAACCAACUCGAAACUAAUCGAAUUCCAAAAGCUACAUUUUUAGAGGCAUAUUUGAGACUCAAAAAACGCAGAGAAAGAGAAACGGAAGCAGAGCAUAAAGCGCAUAUACCCAAAAAAAAAAGAUAAAAACAAUCCAGCAAUUACUAUAUAUGUACUAACGAAACCCACUGAUUAUAAUUAUUGCAUCUUAUACGUGUCCACUAUAUACAUAAAUAGCAUACGGAAUGUGUCUAUAUAUAUGUAUAUGUAUGAGCUACAGGCCACACACAUUUGUCAAGGACCUUAUAAUAACAUGAUGCAUAACGCCUAUUCAUUUGAAUUGCCAUAGAGUGGCUUAAAAAAAAUUCGAGAUAAAACAGCGUAGUAUAUAGCGUUACAUAUCUUGUUAAUAUAAGGACUUUGCAUUUGCGAACAGACGCCGGGUCGCAACUAAAGCUUUACCUAUGUGUCCACUACACGACUGAAACUAACUUUGGUACGAAUAUCUAACAAAAACGAGGGAAACUUAAACUAAAGCUAAAACUGAGAAACAAAAACGAAACGACAGACAGAGAAAUUAGUACUUUCCAAUAUUUACAUACAUAAGUCUGCACCAAAAUUUGCACGAGAGCGGGACGGAGAUGCUAUUCUUUUAUAAGUAAAUAUCGUACAUGGAUGUUAGAUGUCUAAGCAAUUGUUCCUCGGUGUUGUGCUAUCCUCCACCUGUGCGCGCAUUUUUUUAUCGCCAAUAUUAGUAGCUGUAACACUGAGUAUUUGAGUUUUUACAUAUAUUGUAUUUGUAUUUGUAUUUCGAAGAGCCACGAAUGUUUUUAAAACACUCAAAUACAUACUCGGGAGUCCUGGACUCAACACAACUAGUUCAAGCAACAAAGUAACAGAGACAAAGAAGACAAGGAAGAAAUGUGGCCAAGAGAGUUCGCACUGUUAUAUUGUUUUCCUUUUUAUAUAGACAAUUUAUUAGGUGUCCGAAUGUGAAUUAUGCGUAUGUAUCGAGAUAUAUUUAUAUUUGAAUAUGUGUAUAUAUAUGUAAUUGAUGUUGAGCACCCAGAAAUAACGUAAAUACUUGGUACAUGUGUGUUUUAUCGUCUAUCAUCUGACUGUGCAUAAGUUUGGAUAUACAUACUUUAAACCGGAGACGGAUCUGAAAUUCGAAAGAAACAUAUUCCCGAUACAACCACACAAAUAUUGCAAACCAAAUAAAGUGUAAACUAAUUGCCGUUGUAAA
This is a messenger RNA of Drosophila serrata, 3646 nucleotides long. RefSeq names its product PX domain-containing protein kinase-like protein. The record is from RefSeq and is a predicted model, not a curated record. Lineage: Eukaryota; Metazoa; Arthropoda; Insecta; Diptera; Drosophilidae. Gene Ontology annotation, cellular component: plasma membrane; early endosome; late endosome. Gene Ontology annotation, molecular function: phosphatidylinositol binding; ATP binding; protein kinase activity. Gene Ontology annotation, biological process: negative regulation of monoatomic ion transport; protein targeting to lysosome; early endosome to late endosome transport.